This is a messenger RNA of Populus euphratica (Euphrates poplar), 402 nucleotides long. RefSeq names its product zinc transporter 4, chloroplastic-like. Gene Ontology annotation, molecular function: zinc ion transmembrane transporter activity. Gene Ontology annotation, biological process: zinc ion transmembrane transport. Bases 1 to 402 code for a protein of 133 amino acids. Gene Ontology annotation, cellular component: plasma membrane. Lineage: Eukaryota; Viridiplantae; Streptophyta; Magnoliopsida; Malpighiales; Salicaceae. The transcript has 2 exons. The record is from RefSeq and is a predicted model, not a curated record.
AUGGUUGGUGAUGGAUUCGUUGCAGUUGCUGUGAUAGCUACAUUGCAUGACGCGUGGAUCAAACCUGGUAGGGGUGAGCAUUGGAGUUACGUAGAAUCCAUGUGCCAUAAGCCAUUCAACACUGCAUUACCAUUUCACCAGUUCUUCCAAGGAUCUGCACUUGUAGGCUGCACACCUCAGGCACAGUUUAAGACUCCGUCGACUACAAUAAUGGCGUGCUUUUUUGCCAUUACAACCCCUGCAGGAGGCGGCAUUGGGAUAGCCAUUGCUUCACUUCACAAUCCGAACAGCCCCGGAGCCUUGGUUGCUGAAGGCAUCUUAGAUUAUAUGUCAGCUGGAAUUCUAGCUUACAUGGCUUUCGUCGACCUUAUUGCUGCUGAUUUUUUUGCAGAAAGGAGAUGA